Molecule: messenger RNA, 2418 nt
Organism: Aspergillus terreus NIH2624
Lineage: Eukaryota; Fungi; Ascomycota; Eurotiomycetes; Eurotiales; Aspergillaceae
Product: small subunit rRNA maturation protein TSR1
Exons: 3
Coding region: 1-2418 (805 amino acids)
Biological process (GO): ribosome biogenesis; maturation of SSU-rRNA from tricistronic rRNA transcript (SSU-rRNA, 5.8S rRNA, LSU-rRNA); endonucleolytic cleavage of tricistronic rRNA transcript (SSU-rRNA, 5.8S rRNA, LSU-rRNA)
Cellular component (GO): preribosome, small subunit precursor; nucleus
Molecular function (GO): GTP binding; U3 snoRNA binding; GTPase activity
Source: RefSeq, a predicted model, not a curated record
AUGGCCCCCACGCAGACGGUGCACCAUCACCGCUCUACGACAAAAACCUCCCACAAGCCAUACAAGUCCCGCCAUGCGUCCAAGAGCUCCAUCAAGGACAAGGAGAAGGGCAAAGUCGAACGAAGCGAGCGGGGCACGCGCAAGACCCCUCAUCAGCAGCUCAUGUCGAAACUCGAUCGGAGGAACCAGGCCCGUCAGAAGCAACAGCUCAAACACCAGGAGAAGUCCCAGGCCAACAGUAUUUUCUCCGGCCAGAAUGGUGCCCCCCGCCAUGUCGCCGUCGUCCCUCUCUCCCCCGACAUCGACGUCGCAUCGGCCAUCCAAGCGCUGAACGAAAGUGUGGACGUCACGGCAGCGAUUUCGCUCGAUACAGUCACCCGCGUGCGCGUGGACCGGUUCCGCCAGAGUCUGCAGUACAUUCCCGCCAAAUACGAUCUCAUGAAUGCGCUGGAUGUGUGCCGGAUGGCGGAUUUCGUGGUGCUGGUGCUCUCCGCCGAGGUGGAGGUCGAGGAGCAAGGUGAACUCCUGUUGCGCUCCAUUGAGGGUCAGGGUAUCUCCAACGUUGUUACCAUCGUACAGGGCCUGGAGAAGAUCAACCCCGCCAAGAAACGUCCGCAGGUCGUCUCCUCUCUCAAGUCCUUCAUCAACCAUUUCUUCCCCUCUGUCGAGAAGGUUCUUUCCGCCGAGUCGAGACAGGAAUGCUCCAACGCCAUUCGAUCUCUGUGCACCGCAACUCCGAAGGGAAUCCGCUGGCGGGAUGACCGGAGCUGGAUGCUCGUGGAGAACGUCCAGUGGCCCGAGAGCAACGCGGAAGUGGUGGACGAUGUCGUAUUGACUGGAAUUGUUCGCAGCAAGGGCUUGAAGGCGGAUCGACUGGUGCAUAUCCCCGGUUGGGGCGAUUUCCAGAUCGAUUCGAUCACAGCCGCGCCCCUACCCACCGCGCGAGGCAAGCGUGAGGACGCUAUGAACGUCGACGAGAGUGGAGCUACCCAGACGCUGGAUACUCCCACCGCAGAUCAGGAUGAUAUGGCGACGGUGGCGCCGGAGGAGAUCGAGAUGGAGGACGAGACCAUGUCCGUGGCCGAGACGGACCGGAAGGGUGUGCUCCUCGAUGACCACCACUACUUCUCAGAUGACGAGUCUCACAUCCCCGCGAAGCCAAAGCGCCUGCCCAAGGGCACGUCCGAGUACCAGUCUUCCUGGUAUCUGGACGAUAUCUCAGAUUCGGGAUCUGACAUCGUUGACGACGAAGAUGAUGACGAAGAGAUGGAGAUGGACACGACCGGAGCACCCGAGGACGGUGUUUUCCCCGAACACAACGAUGCCAUGACGGAAGCUGGCGCUACCGAGUACCCCCAGUCUGAAAUGUUCCUUGACCCGUCGCCCGAAGAUGAGGCCCAGCAGUUGGAGGAGUACCGGGCCAGCCGCAGAAAGGAAGCGAAUGAGGACCUCGAAUUCCCCGACGAAAUCGAACUCCACCCGAACGUUCUGGCCCGCGAGCGUCUCGCCCGGUUCCGAGGCUUGAAGAGCUUCAAAACCAGCACCUGGGAGACGGCCGAGGACCGACCCCACGAACCAGAGGACUGGCGCCGCCUGCUCCAGUUCGCCGACUACAAGGGCUCCAAGAACAAGACGAUCCGGGAAGCCCUGGUCGGCGGCGUCAGCCCCGGUACACGCGUCGAUGUGCACCUCCGCGCGGUGCCUGCCUCUCUCCGCAAUCGGCCCCAGCCCCUGUCGCUCUUCUCGCUCCUCCGCCACGAACACAAGCACACCGUCGUCAACGUGAACAUGCAUCUGAACUCGAGCGUGGAGGAGCCACUCAAGUCGAAGGAGGAGCUGAUCGUCCAGUGCGGCUACCGCCGUCUGGUCGUCAACCCCAUCUUCUCCUCCAACGACAACACCCCCAACAACGUGCACAAGUUCGACCGCUUCCUACACCCGGGCCGCAGCGCCAUCGCCACUUGGAUCGGCCCGCUCACCUGGGGGGCCGUGCCCGUCCUCGUCUUCAAGCAGAAGACGGUGGAAGACCCUGAGGCCAUGGACGCGGCCGACGAGACGACCGGCCCGCCCGACACUGCCCGGCUCGAGCUCAUUGGUAACGGCACCGUCGUCGCGCCCGACCAGGCCCGCGUCGUCGCCAAGCGCGCCAUCCUCACCGGGCACCCGUACAAGAUUCACAAGAAGGUCGUCACCGUGCGGUACAUGUUCUUCAACUCGGAGGAUGUCAACUGGUUCAAGGCGCUCCAGCUGUGGACCCGCCGUGGCCGCAGCGGUUUCAUCAAGGAGAGUCUGGGCACGCACGGUUACUUCAAGGCCACAUUCGACGCGAAGAUCAAUCCCCAGGACUCGGUGGGCAUCAGCUUGUACAAGCGGGUGUUCCCGCGCAAGGCGCGCGCGCUGGAGGAGGUUCUCGCUUGA